UUCCCCAGGCGAGCACAAGAGAGAAAGGAGGAAGAUGGACCGACAUCCCAACAACACGAUCCAUGGCUGGCGUGCAGUGUCCCCGCUGCCUACGGAGAGCAUGGUCUCUGGGGAUGGACACAAUGAGACCAGGAACCCUGGAGAACAUGGCCUGCUUGGCUAACACGGACAGAAGUGGUUUGUGAAAGGACCUGAGAAAGACCUCAUGCUGGAUGCUGCACAGGCUCACCCAGGCAGGCUUCGGUCCAGUUUUCCAAGUGAUAAUUCCGGGAAACCUCAUGAAGAUCCCGUCACGGGGGUGGCAGCUGGCAAGUAUGAGGCGAUGUGAGGCUGCUCUGCUUCUGCUCCAGUGAAGUUCUCCAGGCUGCGAGAGGAAAGAAGCUGUGUGACCGGGGAAGGAGAAGCAGCAGUGGUUUCGUGAAGAGCAUGUUGUUCCCCGCCAUGGAAAGAGCCAGCUCUGUGUGUUGGAGCCAGGCCGGUGGGACAGCAUAUAACAGGAGCUGGCACCACAGGCUGCUGAGGCAUGAGGACAGUCACUACAACUGGACAGACUGUGAAGCUGGUCACUUGAGCAAAGUCCCUGUCACGCUGCUCAUCUGCCUCUGCGGGCUGGUGGGGAACGGGGCUGUCCUCUGGCUCCUCGGCUUCCGCAUCCUCAGGAACCCCAUCACUGUCUACGUCCUCAACCUGGCUGUCGCUGACUUCACCUUCCUCCUCUCCAUCACCAUUGCCCUUGUGAUAUUUCACAGCCCAGAGAGCCUGUGUCACAGGCUGAGCUCACAGGACAUUACAACUGUGUUGAACAUCACCAUCCUCUUCUCUUUCACUGCCAGCAUUUACCUCCUGACCGCCUUCAGUGCCAUGACGACUCUGUCUGUCCUCCGCCCAGCCUGCUGCUCCUGCCACCACCCCAAGCACUUGCCAGUGCUGGUGUGUGCCCUGCUCUGGGCUCUCUCCUUCCUGCUUGCCGUGACCCUCUAUCUCUCUCCUGCGGUGCUCAUUGUUUUUGCCCUGAGCUACCUCUUACCGGUGCUUACCCUGAUUUUUUCUGGUCUAACCCUGCUUUCAAGGGUCUUGUGCUGUUCAUGGCAGUAUCCUCCAAGGAAGCUCUGUGUUGUGGUCCUGCUAGCUGUCUUCUUUCCCUUCUUUACCGCUGAUUUUGUCUACUGGCUCUUGCUAAGACUGUUUGAUUUUUCUAUUUUUGUCUUUGACACCUCUCUCUCUCUCGCCUGUGUGAACAGCAGUAUAAACCCUGUUAUUUACUUCUUGGCUGGGAGCUGUGCAAAGAAGUUCACACUCUCUGUUAGGGUUGCUUUCCAGAGGGCUUUUGAAGACAUAACAGAGUCCCAAAUCAGAGGUGAAACUCCCAGAGAAAACACAGUGGAAACAGCUGUUUAAACCUCUGGAAGCCCCUCCCUUAGAGAAGAUGCUCUAGGGAUGGAGACAUCCUGUGAACCAGGGCAAGACAAGGAAGAGGCUUUGCUGUGGGUCUGGUUGCAGCUGAACGGAAUUAGCUGCAGCACAACGAAACAUGCUGGGUGGCGCAGGAACUCCUGCCUGGGUUGGACACUGGACAGAGCGAUGAAAUACUCAUCAAAACCUUUUGCUUUGAAACUUUGCUUUGAAUAUGUUGUAUUCAACAGCUCGGAGCUUCGCCUGUCCCAAAAGUGAGCUGGCUCUGCCCUGUGCACUAUUAAAACAGCUGCAGAGACUCAGCUCCUGCCCAUGGAUUUUUUGUGUGUCUGCUUAAGAGCAGAGUGCGGGUGGAUGGGAAAGCUUGGCACAGCAGGGCAGAACAAUUCCUGGGCAAACCCUUGCGUGUGCAUCUUCAGCUUGUGAAGAGUAUGUGGACACUUCACAUUCAGCUUUGUUACCAAGCAAGCAGGCAUGUGUUUGGGAUGGCCCCUGGAAGGCUUUCCCUGAAAUGCAUUGCUUCAGCUGCAAACUGGGUUUGGUCUGUGCAUCAUGUGGCUUGUCUGCACGCAAGGGUUUUUGACUGGAACAGCCUCUUAUGGUUCCUCCCACUUUUCUCCAGGCUGUCUGGAUGGUUAGCUUGAGCAAAUGCCAUUUCGCAACCAUGACCUGAGGUCUGUAUUCGUUACUGGUGAGUCUGUUCAUUAUUUAGAAAAACAAGACGAGCAGGGUUAAAAUGAAAUAAUCCAAAAAGCACAGCCCUGUCUGAAGACUCUGUAAAGACCGGAUUUUCUGUGUGAAAGAGGAUACAGGGAGAGGGAAGGAAAGAAGUGGACUUUUUAAGGAAAAGACCCCGUUGAAGCCAUGAGGACUGAAUCCCCGUAGCCUGGCCCAGGCUCCCUGGUGAAAGGGGCAGUGGCAGUGCUUUCUCCACUUCUCUCUCCCCUCCGUGUCUGUCAUCCCUUGCUGUCAAGGAGGUGGAGGGUACAGCAGCUCUCGUCAGCCUGGGAACUAAGCCGCCAACAAACCACUGCUUUUGAGCUGGUUUUGUUUCCUGGUGUGACUCCCCACCAGGCUGCACUAACUUCAGUAUGAGCACCAGGGAAAGGUUGGGACAGUGCAGCUGGCAGGGAGGGGUGGAGGGAGGAAAGGCAUCAGCAAAGCAGACCCAGGAACUACUGAUGCUGUGGCCUCUGGGACCUGGGAUAGCGACACAAAUUUUUCUGCCCUUUGCCUUGUCCCUUAGCCCAGAGCGACAUGUCACCUGACAGGCUGGAAUGAAAAUUAAUCACUUGGUGCAGUACAGGUACAGAGCCAUGAUAACUGAACACAUAAAACUCUCUGGUGGAAACAAGAAGCUCAGAUAGGUGCUGGCCUGGGUGACACUGCAGACAAGGGAGACCCCAGGAAGCAGGAAAAGCACAUGAAAGGAUCGUGGUCCCUCUGCACCUGCCUUGAGCGAUGCUCCGUGGAUGAUGGGAGCCCUUUCCUGGACAACAGAGUGUAACUCCUUUACUUUCCAAAGGACAGGAAAAUGGGAAAGAGGGAGAAAAA
Messenger RNA from Falco peregrinus (peregrine falcon), 2967 nucleotides. RefSeq names its product proto-oncogene Mas-like. Gene Ontology annotation, molecular function: G protein-coupled receptor activity. The transcript has 3 exons. Gene Ontology annotation, biological process: G protein-coupled receptor signaling pathway. The record is from RefSeq and is a predicted model, not a curated record. The coding region runs from base 427 to 1398 and encodes 323 amino acids. Gene Ontology annotation, cellular component: membrane. NCBI's taxonomy places the organism in Eukaryota, Metazoa, Chordata, Aves, Falconiformes, Falconidae.